Molecule: messenger RNA, 2039 nt
Organism: Neolamprologus brichardi
Lineage: Eukaryota; Metazoa; Chordata; Actinopteri; Cichliformes; Cichlidae
Gene: wnt4b
Product: wingless-type MMTV integration site family, member 4b
Biological process (GO): neuron differentiation; multicellular organism development; canonical Wnt signaling pathway
Cellular component (GO): extracellular region
Molecular function (GO): frizzled binding; cytokine activity
Source: RefSeq, a predicted model, not a curated record
CUCUGGGCCUCCUGUUCCUGUGGUAUCAGCACAGGUGGAGAGUACCCAGGGCCACCCCAGUGACAGAGAAGACUGCCUCCAGGUUCCUCCAGGAUUAUCUCCUCCACCCGCAUCACAAACCAGCAGGUUCUUGUUUUUGGGGGUGAAUUCAGUUAAUCUGGGACUGAAAUCGGACAUAUGGACGUCUUUUUGUGCAUCAAGGAUGAGUUUGUGAAACAGUCAUUAACAGAAAGAAGAAUAACUGGCUAUCACAAAAAUAUCAACUGAUAUGUGGGGAUCAUCCCCAGACUCUGGACUUUAAACUUAAACGGCAACAAACACACAGACGGACGGAGCGAUCACUUCAGCUGUGGACCCAAAGACCCAGCCUGACGCACGGAGACGGACAGACAGACAGACAGUCUGAUGCCAACUGUCUCCACUGUCAAUCUCACGGCACCACUCCUCCUCCUGUUGCUAUGGGCAACCCACCCCACCAUGGCAACCAAUUGGCUCUCCCUGGCGAGGCUGCCCCGUUCCCGGCCUGUGUCUGGUGCUGCCCCAUGUGCACGGCUGAGGGGGCUGACCCCAGGCCAGGUGGGGGUGUGCAGAGCACGGGGGGAGGUCAUGGAGUCUGUACGCAAGGCAGCAGAGAUGGUCAUAGAAGAGUGCCAGCACCAGUUCAGGAAUCGCCGCUGGAAUUGUUCCAUCACCCCACGUGGGAUCAAUGUAUUUGGCAGAGUGAUGAACCAAGGCACUCGUGAGGCAGCCUUUGUGCACGCUCUGUCCUCAGCAGCUGUGGCGGUUGCGGUGACCCGAGCCUGCACCCGUGGGGAGCUGGAGAGGUGUGGCUGUGACAGGAAGGUCAGGGGGGUCAGCCCGGAGGGUUUCCAGUGGUCAGGGUGCAGUGACAACCUGUCCUAUGGUGUGGCUUUCUCUCAGACAUUUGUGGAUGAACCGGAGCGAGCCAAGGGGUUGUCAGCAGGCCGGCCGCUCAUGAACCUCCACAACAACGAGGCGGGUCGAAAGGCCAUCCUUCAUAACAUGCAGGUUGAGUGUAAAUGUCACGGUGUGUCUGGGUCCUGUGAGCUGAGGACCUGCUGGAAGGUCAUGCCCCCAUUCAGGCGUGUGGGCGUUGUGCUCAAGGAACGUUUUGAUGGAGCCACAGAGGUCCGCCUGACACGUAUAGGCUCCAGGACAGCCUUGCUCCCCCGGGACUCACAGGUCAAACCCCCUGCUGCCAGAGAUCUUGUGUAUCUUGCACCCUCCCCAGAUUUCUGCCGUCUUGACCCUGAAAAUGGUAUUCCUGGGACUGCAGGUAGAAGAUGUAACGGAACGUCUCGGCUGGCACCAGAUGGUUGCGAGCUGGUGUGUUGCGGGCCAGGCUACAAAGCAGGCCGGGCUGAGGUGGUGCAGCGCUGCUCCUGCAAGUUUUCCUGGUGCUGCUCGGUGCGUUGCCAGCAGUGCAAGAAUACGGUCACCAUUCAUACCUGUAGAGUGUAAGAAUUCCUAACAAGGCCUGACCAAAUGAGCCCAGAUCCUAACCAACCACCAGACAGACACCGCUGGACACAGCGCGGGUUAACUUUGACACCAAAUUAUCGUAAUUAUUGUCCAAAGCAGCCUUUCUUUGUCCACGUUUUCCCUUAGAGAAGUGAAACUGCAGUUUGGUUUGAUUGUUUUCUUGUAAAAGCUGCAAAAUUAGAACUAAUGUAAAGACAAAGCUCCAUCGGGAAGUACAAAAAAAAAAGUCUGCUCAGCUUUUAAACUGCUCAAAAUAUUAAGACAGACAAACUGACAGGCACAGACAUGCAUACAGGUGUAGGCAUGAACACACACAAACACAGCAGUUAAUCACACGCUGAACUGACAAAGCUUUUAAAGCAGAGCUUAACCCGAACUAACUCUCAAACACUGAAGAUUUCUUUUAUCUUGUAUUCUGUUAUAGGCUAGCACGUCUUUGGACUUGUACUGUAUUUAUGUCUUCUUUUUGAUUCUGGUUUAUUUAUUUGUAUAUCAGAGUCUUUGCUGCACUUACAUCCAUGUCUUGUGUUUUUGUC